Messenger RNA from Ambispora gerdemannii, 2349 nucleotides. The record is from the annotation of a GenBank genome assembly. Lineage: Eukaryota; Fungi; Glomeromycota; Glomeromycetes; Archaeosporales; Ambisporaceae.
AUGGGUACAAUUAAGAAUAAGAAUAAUGGACGUGAGAAAAACUUCAAGAUUCACGAUAUUUGCUUAAACGUUAAAAGCAAUGUACAUAAUGGAAUUAAUUGUAACAAUAAUAAUGGAAGAAAUGGCCAAAGAACACAAUCAAAUCCAAUUCUCCGUACUUCCCAACCUGAAACUCAUCCACCAUCGUUAUCUAUCACUAAUACCAUAAACUCAACCGAAUCAAAUUCUAAACUGAAAGAUACAUCAAAUCCGCACGAAAAUGCGACCGCUACCGUUAACAUACAGAAUUCUAUCAAACGCAUACUAACACCCGAAGAAAUCAGCUCGACAUUUCGCACAAUGGCAUUCCGAAAAUGCGAGCGACAAGUAUACGGCCGGUAUAAACAUCAAUUAACAAAAUUCGUUCGUAGAAAAUGUGGACACUUGGAAAAAUUGGCCAGAAUUUUUUGUUAUCUCGGUGAUUUUUGGAAUUAUGAUAUUACUGAAAUUGUUCAAUGGUGCUUUUACUGGGUAGCAAUCGCAACCCUAAUUCUAUUAAUCAUGAAUCACGGCUCACUAAUCUCGACGAAAGACACCAGAUUCGCAGCAACCAACCAAGAAUACAUUGUCUUGCUAUCUCUUGCUGGUGUCGAAGCAUUGACCUUACUAAUCUGGGCAUUCAUCAGAUUCGCGUAUCCACGAAUCGUGAAAGACGCAAAAUGGUUGAAUACAAUUUGGUGGUGGCGACUGAAACCAAUCAUCACGAAUCUAGGAGAGAUUAGAGGUGACGCGGUUGGCUGUUUUCGGUAUAUUGCGUGGGAGAGUUAUACGUACUGGUUUCGAUGGGGAAUGGUAACGUAUGCGGGGGAAGUUGAUGCGCAAGGAAGACCACAUGGUCAAGGCGAAUGGGUGGAUGACUCUUUUGAUGGUGAAUGUUUGAAAGGUAUUUGGGAACGCGGAGAACCUGUUGGUCCAUUCCAAUCAAGAACAUCAGGAAGCGGUGACGCUUUCUUUUCGGUUCGCGUUGGCUUUGUCAAGAAUAGUAAUAUAGGGUGGGACGAAUGGCGAAUAUUUCCCAAGAUUUAUCGCCCUAGCCUAGAUUUUGACGUUGCAUCGGUAGAGUGCUCAGUGUCGGGUAAAUACUUGAAACAUCUUCCAAGAGCAACUAUAGUUUCGCAGAUAACAUCACGCGACUCUUUCCAUCACCAAGAUAUCGAAAGUAUGAGUUAUUAUGAAAGAUCGCCGAUUUUAUAUUGUCAGGAUCAGUUAAAGAUAUUUGCCGAGGAAAUGAACUCGGACGUAAUGUUAUCACAGGCAUCGAUUCUUGUUGAACUUGUAAAUGGGAAAUUUGUGGUACCUGGCUUUUGUCCUAUUAAUGAAGAAACAAUUGAAAAAGAACAAAUUGUUAUACGACGAGUUGCUGCCGGUCAAACUAACAAAAUUGAAUAUGGACUUGAAAUUAACGGGUGGCAUGCUUCAGAUAGUAACGAUGACAAUCUAGCAACUACUUCAUUUCCGACAAUUGGUCAAAGACGUCGUCGUGUUCAAGAAUGUAUAAUUUUUAUUCAUGGUUUUAAUUGUCCGUCGAAAUUUGCUAUGGAAACUUUUGGACAAUUUCUUGCACUUGCAGAUCUACCAAGUUAUAUCAAACCAUUCGUUUUCUCCCCGGCUGGAUCGAAUGCUUUUUGGUAUUGGGAAGCGAAGAAACAGGCAAUGUCUACUGAAGUUGUUAAUGAUUUCAAGACAUUUCUUAACGAGCUUAAUGCUUCUGGCUUUCAGGCAAUACAUUUAAUAGGACAUUCUUUGGGUUGCGCAUUAAUACUCGAAUACAGUUCAAUUUUCGAAAGUAUUUUCGUUACCCAUAAUAAAACUUUUGUAUCCACAACAGCUUCAUCAUCCCUCACUUUAUCAUCAUCAAACAAGACAUUAAUAAAAUUAUCAACAAUAACGUUUCUAAAUCCCGACACAGAACUCUACAAAUUUUAUCAUCACUACUCUACGCUCUCGAAACACUGUGCACACAUAACAGUCUACUCUAACGCGCGAGACUUUGCUCUCAAGGUCCGCGAAUAUCUUUGUGAUGCACCUUCACUUGGCCGACACACCGACAAUCUGAUUUUUGAGAAUAAACUAUUGGACGUCGAUUUGAUAGAUACGACACAACUGGAUGUGAAUAUUCACAAGAUUCGACAUAAUUUCUUUAAUUUAAAUCGAUUAUUGGUAGACGAUCUGAGGGAUAUUAUUGUAUUAGGCAAGCGGGCAAGGGAACGAAGAACUCGACUAAGCCGAAAAGUUACUGGUUUAAUGAUGCGAUCUGAGAGUGUUGUUUAUACAUUUUUGGUGGCGCCGAGUUAUGUUGUCAAUAAAUGA